AAAGGAGUGUCAGUUUCCAGCCCAAUCUCGUUCAAGGUGCAUGGAGUCUUCUACGUUUACGUCAAACAGCAGACACUCGUGCGAUGCUAGCAGCACGGGUCCACAAGGAAGGGCAACACAUCUUCCUUCAGUGAUAUCGGUUACUUCGUUGAUCACAGAAAAUAAGAGCUAUCAGCACACGUAAACAGAAACUUAGAAGAACUGAAGACCAUGUCGAUGGAAGAGAUAAUCCUGCAUCCAGUUCCAAUGCACAACGAUGCAGUGUCAAUUACAAACGAAGGUUUCUCGAAAGCUGAGACAAGUGCAGACGAGAGAGUGGACGAAGGAAAUGUGCAGAGCGUUGCAGCUUCUGAAAAGAGGAGCCGCUGUUGCUACCUAUACUGGCCGCAAGUGUCCCGAAUUCUUGCCGUGGCCGUACUGGGACUUAUGUUGUGGGGCGGUGCUGUCUCCAAGCUGGGGUCCAUGGCGAGCCCCCAGGGACAACUGUUUCAGAUUGGAGCGCUAGCCAUUACAGCGUACCUGGCUGGCUGGUUAAUUUCUUUCCUCCAGUUGCCCUCCCUCCUGGGCAUGAUGUUGGCGGGAAUCGCACUCAGGAACGUGGGUUUCGUAGUCCUGACAGGCGGGUACCUUCACGUCGCUGCUACCCUCAGGCAGAUGGCUCUGGUGGUGAUUCUCCUCAGGGCGGGCCUGGAGCUCGAUCCUUCUGCACUCAAGCGCCUGGGGACGAUGGUACUGAGAUUAGCGAUUGGCCCGGCCGUGGUCGAGGCUGUGGCUGUGGCCGUCUUUGCAUAUUUUCUGCUUGAUUUACCUUGGAUCUGGGGCUUCCUAUUAGGGGCGGUCCUGGCGGCGGUGUCCCCAGAGGUUGUUAUCCCCCUGCUCUGCAAUCUGCAAACCAAAGGAAGCUAUGGCAAGGCUAAGGGAAUCCCAACUAUAGUCAUUGCGGCUGCGAGUUUCGAUGACAUUGUUGCCAUCUCUGCUUUUGGAGUGUUGCUCAACAUUGCUACAUCGACAGGAGACCUGAAAACAACAAUCAUCCGCUGUCCUGUGGGGCUGGCCAUUGGUAGUCUCUGUGGACUUGCAAUAGGACUGUUCCUUCGAUAUGUGCCAUAUCAAGACGAUACUCGAGUGACUAUGUUGAGGACUCUUCUUCUGGCUGCAGGAGGAAUGUUUCUCAUGUUUGGCAGUGCAACAAUUGGCUAUGAAGGGGCAGGGCCUCUGGCAUGCAUAAUAACUUCCUUUGUGGCAAGCAAUGGCUGGAGAUUAACUGGCAAGCAAGCUGCAGAAAGGAAUUUUGAACUCCUCUACACCAUAAUCCAGCCAAUUCAGUUUGGAUUAAUUGGGAUAGAAAUCAAUUUAUUUGUCCUAGAAGGAAGAAUGGUGGGACUUGGAGUUGUUUCUCUGCUAGCAUCUCUUGCUGUGAGAAUUGCAGCUUCUAUUGUGGUGGCUGCCGGAGGAAACCUCAAUUGGAAGGAGAAAUUCUUUGUUUCCUUUGCUUGGUUCCCAAAGGCAACAGUUCAAGCAGCCAUCGGGCCAGUAGCCCUAGACGAAGUCAGGAAGAUGCAUUUAGAAGAGUAUGAGGCUUAUGCUACCACUGUUUUGAUCAUUGCCGUUUUAUCAAUCCUCAUUACAGCUCCUGUGGGAGCAAUUCUGAUCACAGUCCUGGGCACCAGGUUAUUGGAAAAAGAGGAGCAAUAACUUGUCACAGACUAACCAUCACCAUGCCAGCACCAGAUGAAUUUACUCAUCAGCAGGAAUUAUGUCAUGUUUAAAUCCUGAUCAGGAUUUCAAAACUCCAAAUACAUUAAAUUACAAUUCAUAUUAGUCAGAUCAACAGCAAUAAAAUAAAAUAAUAUAAAAAAACGAGAAUUAGAAAUAUUUGCUUUAUAUAUUAUGAUGCACUUAAAUCAGAUUAUUAAUAUGAUAACUAUUAAAGGUGCAUUUGAAUGCAGUACAAAUCCAAAAUAUUAGAUCUUGUUAUUCUAGAGAUUCAAAUAAUCAUGUGUCAAGUCACGUCCUCAAUGAAAAUAGAAACAUUCAUAAUUCUGC
Messenger RNA from Cryptotermes secundus, 2046 nucleotides. Its product is annotated as sodium/hydrogen exchanger 9B2. Lineage: Eukaryota; Metazoa; Arthropoda; Insecta; Blattodea; Kalotermitidae. Gene Ontology annotation, biological process: proton transmembrane transport. Gene Ontology annotation, molecular function: antiporter activity. The coding region runs from base 211 to 1695 and encodes 494 amino acids. The transcript is spliced from 11 exons. The record is from RefSeq and is a predicted model, not a curated record. Gene Ontology annotation, cellular component: membrane.